AUGUGUAGUGGUUGGCUUAUUGUCAUAUUAGGUCUUGCCAUAGGAAAGUUCAUUCCUAGAUACGUGAAGUUUUCACUAUACGUAGGAGGUUGGUUCAGGAUGCGAAUUGCACUUUCAUUUAUUGAGAAAGGCAUAGUUACCGGAGCAGACAUGCCUGGUGUGAAGAACGUCACUAGAGUUGAUGUGUCAUAUGGAUGGAACGGAGUUGGUGUGUUCAUACCCUGGAUCGUGUUUUUUAUGUUUGAGGAUACCGUGUGUUGUGCUCCAUGGGUCAUCAUACCUUGGGUUGUUCCAAGAUCUAGUCUCGUUCUACUUCCGAGGAUUAUCGUCGUGGGUGCGAGCGUUACUAUUGGCAUCAUGGAUGUAGCCGUUACAGGCAUUACUAUCGGCAUCGGCGUGGGUGUGGGCGUUACAACCAAUACCGUGGAGGUCAUGAUGGGUGUGGUGGGUGUUACAUCGGAUGCUUCAGUUAUCGACGACAAGAAGUCAAUCUCCCUAGAAGUGAUGUUGGUUACAACUAGUCGUUCUCCCAAGUUAGGAAACGAUGGGAUAUGA
Molecule: messenger RNA, 555 nt
Organism: Lactuca virosa
Lineage: Eukaryota; Viridiplantae; Streptophyta; Magnoliopsida; Asterales; Asteraceae
Source: the annotation of a GenBank genome assembly